Messenger RNA from Prunus avium (sweet cherry), 1704 nucleotides. Lineage: Eukaryota; Viridiplantae; Streptophyta; Magnoliopsida; Rosales; Rosaceae. The record is from RefSeq and is a predicted model, not a curated record.
AUGCACUGUGACGCCGACAUCGCUGAGCUCCAGACUGAACUGGAUUGUCUUCGUGUUCACCUUUUCCUUGCUGGGCUCGAUCCUCAGUUUGAUCAAGUCCGGGGGGAGAUCCUGCGCAAUGAUCCCAAAUUAGACCUUGACCAAACUUUUGCAUAUGUACAUCGCGAAGCUCAACAACGACUGACCAUGGCCAGUACUCCAGACACUGCGGUUCUGGCCACUCAACAUUCGAGGGGCCCUCCGCACUCUACCGGUGGCACUUCUCAGACUCAGACCACAAGCUCUCGUCCGGAGACAAAAUGUACUCAUUGUGGUGGAAGCAAACAUACUCGUGCUCGCUGUUACGAACUAAUUGGGUACACGGAUUGGUGGGAUCACUCCAAAGCUCCUCGCAGGAAUAAGAGCAACUCCCUCCACACAUCUUCUGUCACGGAUCCUGUAAGUCCUGCUGCUUCACCUGCACCGGCUCCUGCCUCUACCUCUGUAGCCACAUUAGGUACCCAAUGUUAUGUUUUGCAUAGUUCCUCAAAGAAACACACAUGGGUCAUUGACACCGUAGCCACUGAUCACAUGACCUUUGAUCCGGGACAAAUUAUCUCUCAUACACCGCCUUCUCAAUCGGUGGUGUCUAAUGCCAAUGGUACCUCCUCCCCAGUGAUUGGGGAGGGUUCCCUCUCUCUCUCUGACUCCCUCACUUUGGAUUCUGUGUUGAUUGUUCCAUCCUUACAUCAUAAUCUCUUGUCUGUUGCCCAAAUUACUACGGCUUUGAAUUGCACUGUAACUUUUUGGCCUACUCAUUGUGUUUUUCAGGACAUUCUCAGUAGCAAGACGAUUGGUUGUGGUACUAGGAGGGGCAAACUCUAUUAUUUGGACCUGGCAUUUGACAGUGAAGCCAGCCUCAAUCAAGCUUACAAAAUUGGGGGGACGAGUGUUGAGAAGCAAACUUCCGAAGUUCUUCGGUCUGACAAUGGCGGGGAAUUUCUCAACCAUGAUCUUAAUGAGUUCUUCCAAGAUCACGGUAUCAUCCAUCAACGCUCAUGCCCUUCCACUCCUCAACAGAAUGGUGUGGCUGAACGAAAGAAUAGACACUUACUGGAAGUAGUUCGUGCAUCCCUCUUUGGUGCAAAUAUGCCUCGGUCUUUUUGGGGUCGGAUUCCCUCUAGUAUCCUCCAAUUCCGAACCCCCCUUCAAACACUCCAACACCAUAGCCAAAUACCUCCCACCCAAAACCUGGAACCCCGCAUAUUUGGUUGUGUGGUCUUUUUCCACUUACAUGAUCACCAUCGCAGCAAAUUAGAUCCCCGUGCCGACAAGUGUGUGUUCAUUGGUUAUGCAUCUCAUCAGAAAGGUUACCGGUGUUAUCAUCCUCCAAAUCAGAAAGUCUAUACUUCUAUGGAUGUUGUGUUCCGGGAACAAGAGAACUAUUUUUCAGAUGCACAGGAGGACCCUUCUCAAAUUUCCGAAUUUUUUCCUUCAGCAGUUUUUCUAGAUUCGUUCCAGACUCAGAACGACCGGUCGCAGACCUCUAGCGACCGGUCGCCUGACGAAAAUGACCGGUUGCCUGACCCUAACGACUGGUUGCUCCCCCCAUUUUUUUCUGAAAUUGUUUUGCUUCAGUCCGAUCCCAGCCAUCACACUCAUGAGGAGAGAAUUGAAGAGUUUGUGCCUGCUCCGGAGAAUUCUUCAGCUCCAGUACCACACUAA